Messenger RNA from Loxodonta africana (African savanna elephant), 4362 nucleotides. RefSeq names its product ring finger protein 207 (gene RNF207). Bases 1 to 1905 code for a protein of 634 amino acids. The record is from RefSeq and is a predicted model, not a curated record. Gene Ontology annotation, molecular function: transmembrane transporter binding; Hsp70 protein binding; zinc ion binding. NCBI's taxonomy places the organism in Eukaryota, Metazoa, Chordata, Mammalia, Proboscidea, Elephantidae. Gene Ontology annotation, biological process: regulation of heart looping; regulation of cardiac muscle contraction. Gene Ontology annotation, cellular component: perinuclear region of cytoplasm. The transcript is spliced from 17 exons.
AUGUCGGGAGCUCUCUUCGCGGCCCCGGAGGGCCCGGGUGCCCUGGACGCUGCGAGCGGCCACCCGCUUGUGUGCCCGCUGUGCCACUCGCAAUACGAGCGCCCGUGCCUGCUGGACUGCUUCCACGAUUUCUGCGCCGGUUGCCUGCGUGGCCGCGCCUCCGACGGCCGCCUCACCUGCCCUUUGUGCCAGCACCAGACCGUGGUGAAGGGCCCCAGCGGGCUCCCGCCAGUGGACCGGCUGCUGCAGUUCCUGGUAGACAGCUCCGCAGAUAGCGCAGAGGCGGUGCGCUGUGCUAACUGCGACCUGGAGUGCGGCAAGCAGGACGCAGAGACCACUUACUUCUGCAACACGUGCGGGCAGCCGCUGUGCGCGCGCUGCCGCGACGAGACCCACCGGGCGCGUAUGUUUGCGCGCCACGACAUCGUGGCCCUAGGCCAGCGCAGCCGCGACGUGCUCCCGAAGUGCCCGCUACACGCCGAGCCCUACAUCAUGUUCUCCACCGACAAGAAGUCGCUGCUGUGCAUCCGCUGCUUCCGGGACAUGCAGGGGGAGGGCCGGGCCCACUGCGUAGAUCUGGAGUCAGCGUACGUGCAGGGCUGCGAGCGUCUGGAGCAAGCGGUGCUGGCCGUGAAGGUGCUGCAGACGGCCACGCGGGAGGCCAUCGCGCUGCUUCAGGCUAUGGUGGAGGAGGUGCGGCGCAGCGCGGCCGACGAAGAGGCCGCCAUCCACGCCCUCUUUGGCAGCAUGCAGGACAAACUGGCUGAGAGGAAAGCACUACUGCUGCAGGCUGUGCAGAGCCAAUAUGAAGAGAAGGACAAGGCCUUCAAGGAGCAGCUCACCCACUUGGCCACCCUGCUGCCCACCCUGCAGGUUCACCUGGUCAUCUGCUCCUCUUUCCUCAGCUUAGCCAACAAGGCUGAGUUCCUGGACCUGGGCUAUGAGCUGAUGGCCAGGUUGCAGGGCAUCGUCACGAGGCCGCAUCGCCUAAGGCCGGCGCAGAGCAGCAAGAUCGCCAGCGACCACCGCGCCGAGUUCGCACGCUGCCUGGAGCCGCUGCUGCUACUGGGGCCGCGCCGGGCGGCGGGUGCUGGCGGCGGCGCCGGCACCCUGGCAGGGGGCUCAGGCCCCAAGGUGCUGAUGGGGCAUGGCUGCCACUCCUCAGGGGAAAAGAUGUUGAGGUCGCCUGUCCAAAAACCCACGCUGCACCGUUCCAUGAGCACCAAGGUGCUCCUGGCCGAAGGCGAAGCCACGCCUUUCACAGACCACUGCCGCCACUAUGAGGACUCCUAUCGGAGCCUGCAGUCAGAGAUCCAGAACCUGAAGGACCAGGUCCAGGAGUUGCAUCGGGACCUCACCAAGCACCACUCACUCAUCAAGGCUGAGAUCAUGGCAGACAUCCUCCACAAGUCCCUGCAGGUGGACACCCAGAUCGCCUUGCAGUGUGCCUCUGUGGAAGCCAUGAGAACAGUCUUCGAGGAGAUUUGGGAGGAGUCCUACCAGCGUGUGGCUAAUGAGCAAGAAAUUUAUGAAGCCCAGCUCCAUGACCUUCUCCAAUUGAAGCAGGAAAAUGCCUACCUGACCACCAUCACUAAGCAGAUAACUCCCUAUGUCCGUUCCAUUGCCAAGGUGAAGGAGCGAUUGGAGCCCAGGUUUCAAGCACCUGCUGAUGAACAGCUGGAGAAUCUACAGAACAUGUAUGAGGACAGCAUGAAUGAUGAGACCCAGGCCAGGAAUGAGCCAGGGAGGACCACUGAAAAGAGGGAGAAGGCAUCUGAACACAAAGGAAACAACCAGCCUCUGAGCAGUCUCACAGAAGAGCCUCCGCUGAAAAAUAAAGAUCACCACAGACCCAAACAGAAGAAUGGGGGCGACGUCCCCACACGGAAAGAGCUCCCAACUUAGCCAGUGGGCUGGUCCCAGGCAGAUGGGGUAUUUUACCACAUGCAUGUACAUCAAGACCAGAGCAUUUAAGAAACACGUUGUUCCCGUUAUGGUUACGUCUUUAAAGGUUCAUCAACACUAAAACCCAGAAACUCUAUGGCAGGUCGUAACUUCAAAUUCUUUGGCUUGGGUUAAGUUUAGCUUUUCCCUGUGUUCACAUGACAUGACAUCUGGGGCCUAAUCACAGUACCUUGGGCACAGCUCUUUCCAAACCAAAUGGAAAAUGUUAAAAGAGUGAACACCCAUAUAAAACCAAAGACAUCUUCUCCUAGAACACUCAUUUGUACAGCUUCAACUUAACUAUGUGUCCAUGUGCUGGGUCCCAUGGAGGACAGUUUGUGUGGGCCCAUCACGUUUGACUGGCUCCAGUUUCAGAUACCAAGACUCCAUCGCUGUGCAACGCCUGCCUGGCCCUGGAGGAUUCUGGUUUCUCUUGAAAUCACGGACCUAUUUUUUAACCUGGUGCCACUAGAAAGUUCCACCCAACAAUCUGAGCACUGACUCAGCAAAAGGGAAAAGAACCCUCCCUUUAGGGCUGGGGCUGAGUUCACAGACCAGGGUGCUCAACAGGAGACGGUCCCAUUACAACUUCCCUGCUACUUUCCCCAAGCUGUGACUCAGACGUUCACCUUGUAUUGAUAUUAAAGCACAGUUCGGCACCAGCCUUUUUUCUAGUAGUUUUUCAUAUUCCCCAUUCCUACAUAGUACCCUUUAUUGAGAGCUACUUAGUUCUUAAAAAAGAAAACUAACCUGCAUGACCUAAAAUUUAAAAGUUUUAGAGACAAAAUGAUGCCCAGGUAGUCACAUUUUAAGCAAAUAUUCAUUCAGUGGUUCAAACCACAAAUAGCUUCUGAGCUGCGGAGGAGGCCCUGGAGUACCUCACAUCAAUACCCAACACCUCCAUCACCAGUUGACUCAUGGCAACCCCAUGUGUGCUAGAGUAGAACUGUGCUCCACAGGGUUUUUGAUGGUUGAUUUUCUGGAAGUAGAUCACCAGGCCUUUCUUCCGAGGUGCCUCUGGGUGGACUUGAACCUUCAACCUUUCAGUUAGCAGCCAACCACUUAACCAUUUAUGCCACCCAGGAAUUCCAAGGCCUGCGUACCUGCUAUUUCAGAGACCUGAACAUUCCAUUCCAAAGCAUUAUGGACUUCUGCAGUAGCCUAAGGGGCAAAAGGGAAUUCAUCAUCACACACUGGUUAAAUGCAGGAAUUCAGAACUGAAUUCGGUGGGCACAAUACACCUGGCUGAUACUGCCAGUUCUGGGUAUCCCUGGCUCCAGAUGUUCUACCCCACACACAAAGACACUGUUGUUCGUAGUGAAAUCAAGUACAUUUUUAUUUAAGAAUUGGAAAGAAUAAUCAGUAUCUGUGAAAGGAAAUCCAAUUUAAAAUAUUUAAAUAAACAUUUCUGUAUGUAAAAACAAGAGUAGAAUAAUUACUCCACUGAGUUACUCCUUGCUGUGGGAUGGGUGCCCUUGAUUGGCAGUGCCUGGGACCACUCAGGAUGGUUGGCCCUCCCACCCCACAACAAGGUGCCAAACCUUUCCUACCCUAGCAGGGGGGCACAGAGUAAGUAUUUCCCACUGUAAUGGCGAUGCCAAGGUCUGCUGAUCUUGCUGAACCACUACGAAAGCAAAAAAUAGCGGGAGAUCCCAACUAUCUAAGGCAGUAAGAAAGUGCAGAGAAGGGACAGUGGCUUACUGUACCUGGUAUAGAGGGGCUGCUACCAAAAUGCAUGUGGCUAAGACCUCAAACAAACAAACAAAAAAAAACCCCAAACCCACUGCCAUCGAGUUGAUUCCAACUUACAGUGACCUUAUAGGACAGGAUAGAACUGCCCCACAGAGUUUCCAAGGGUAUAAUCUUUAUGGAAGCAGACUGCCACAUCUUUCUCCUGUGGAGCAGCUGCUGGGUUCGAACCACCGCCCAUCUUUUGGUUAGCAGCCAAAUGAAUAACCACUGCACCAGCAGGGCUCUCGGCUAAGACUUUAUCGAGCCUAAAAUGUUACUACAACUACUGGUUUAGGAAUAUUUUUCCUGAUUAUGUCAGCCACUCAGAUCAUUAAAUAAAUAGAAAGGGUUGAUAAGAUUUGCUUUUUUAGGUUGAAAAAGCCAUUCAUCUCACUGAGGGCGGUCAGGUGUGCUGCUUUUUGCCUGGGAAAGGCUCACCCACUCACCUUUUCUGUAGACUGCCACUUUCAGUAGCAGCCUGUCAGCCCUCAUAAAACCUUUCACUUUUUACUGGUUCAAAGUAACUUUGCUCUGUGCAACAUGCAUUUCCCAUUUAUGAAUCUCUACCUUCAAACCCGCAAUGGAAAGAGAAAUCUCCUGAUAGAGUCUUAAUUUGAGGAAAUUGGCGCUAUGGCCUUACAGUGAACACCUGGAGAGCUGUUACCUCAUUAACCUGAUUCUCUGCCA